AUGAAAUUAAAUAAUAGGUUUGUGGCCUUAACAGCCAUUUUGUUGGUAUCAACAUGUACGAUUAACGUAAAAUCGCUAAAUAUCCCGUUCUUCUCAGAUUUAAAGCAUAAAUUAUCAAAUCGAUCAAACACAUAUGAUUCCAAAAGUGAUUCUACAUCAAAGCCAAAAAGGGUUGAAAGAGUAUUAGGUAAAAUAAAUACAGAAAAAGAUGAUAAAGCCGAAAGGGCGUCAAAACCGACAUUUGUGCAAAUGUUCGAAAAGUUUACGGAUCCUUUGUCGAAGGACUUUCCCCCAAACUUUAGAAGGAACUACGCAAUAUUUCUACUAGUGUUCACACUGCUGGUGAUGUACGCAGUGGCAGGAUACAGCAGAAAUAAGAAGAUAGCGACGGGACUGUCUCUGGCAGUAGAACAGGCGUUGGAGGACAACUUCGCAUACGUGGAACGCGACCCAAACCUGCUGGACGUGAAGGGGUGGAGCCACUUUGAGAUGUACGCGUCAGGAAGAACGAGCUGCAGAGGAAUGCUGAUAAAACUGGACGUAAGUUGUAACGAAAAUGAGAGUGUGCAGCUUCGGAAGCGACAAUGUUUCUGGCACGAGACGCUGAUAACACUGUUUCAGCCACAGAACGACCAAGUGACCUACGACAUACUGUUCGAGUCACUGUUGAUGUUUACUAACGUGUACGAUUGCAAGGAAGUUCCGGAUAACGUGAGAGUGUACCUGGACUCUAACGAUAAGUCGGUGCUGCAAUUCGCAAACUACGUGCUACACCAACUUAACCCAUUUAUAAAUAACCUGGAACACCUGUACCUAUCGGAUGUGGAUUCAACAAACACAACUCUUACGAAAAAGCCGAGACUACAAUGCAGAUUUACACUGACGAAAAACUACGACGAUUUUAAUCAACUGACGAGGCUAGUAGUGCACAUAGCGGACUGCGCAAAAAACUUCUCACUGCCACCAAAGGUGAGAGAACUGACACUGAAGGAAAGAUCGGAGCUGGAGCUGGCCUAUAACAAACUAAACAGGAGUCAGAGAGAUGAAUCGAAUGAAGAUGAACCUGAGAUAACAAGUGAAAUGAUGAAGAAAUAUGAAGAAAAGAUGGCAAGAAAAAACAAGGCAGUCAGUAAUAUUAAAAUAAGGGAAGAUAUAGAAAGAUUGAAAAAAUUAAGGGAUCAGGGAAUGACGACGACAAGGAAUCUCGAAGAAUCACUGGAAUUUAAAAACCCAUACCUGCUAGAAAAGAUAAUGAGGGUGUUUGACAUAAAGGAAUACUCAUCGAACUACAAUAAGGACGUAUACGACCCAUCAGUAUAUGAGGCACUAGCGAAAGAGCCUCUCGACACAAAAGGUAAUCAACUCAGCAGGUUAGAGCGUGUGGCUGUUAACCACAAGGUCGUAGGUUCGAUCCCUACCGGUACCGCUUUUUUUAAAAAACGAUUUCUUGGAGGAUACUCAAACAGGAGAUUCUACACCUUAUCAUGUUAUCAAUGUGGGAUUCACAACAAUAAUUGUUCCAAGCAAAUUUUCAGUAAAAUAAAAGUAUGUUCAGAGGAAUUGUCAAACGUGUGUUAUAUCCUAGGAGACGCACAUGUUAUAAACAGAUCUGAUAAAAUAUACCAAUUUUCCGGAAACAGGAUUUCACGGAAAUUAGAAGCUGAAAAAAAGCAAAUAGCAAAAUAA
Molecule: messenger RNA, 1686 nt
Organism: Theileria orientalis strain Shintoku
Lineage: Eukaryota; Apicomplexa; Aconoidasida; Piroplasmida; Theileriidae
Exons: 12
Coding region: 1-1686 (561 amino acids)
Biological process (GO): endoplasmic reticulum calcium ion homeostasis; regulation of DNA-templated transcription
Cellular component (GO): endoplasmic reticulum
Molecular function (GO): calcium ion binding
Source: RefSeq, a predicted model, not a curated record